Messenger RNA from Felis catus (domestic cat), 5920 nucleotides. It is a transcript of the gene STAU2, whose product is annotated as staufen double-stranded RNA binding protein 2. The record is from RefSeq and is a predicted model, not a curated record. Lineage: Eukaryota; Metazoa; Chordata; Mammalia; Carnivora; Felidae. Bases 33 to 1742 code for a protein of 569 amino acids. The transcript has 12 exons.
CCUUUUUAUUUACAGCUUCUCUCCAAGAUAAAAUGGCAAACCCCAAAGAGAAAACUCCAAUGUGUCUGGUAAAUGAGUUAGCCCGUUUCAAUAGAGUCCAACCCCAGUAUAAACUUCUGAAAGAAAGAGGGCCUGCUCAUUCGAAGAUGUUCUCAGUGCAACUGAGUCUUGGUGAGCAGACAUGGGAAUCCGAAGGGAGCAGUAUAAAGAAGGCUCAACAGGCUGUUGCUAAUAAAGCUUUGACUGAAUCUACACUUCCCAAACCAGUUCAGAAACCACCCAAAAGUAAUGUUAAUAAUAACCCAGGUAGUAUAACUCCAACUGUGGAACUGAAUGGGCUUGCUAUGAAAAGGGGAGAGCCUGCCAUCUACAGGCCAUUAGAUCCAAAGCCUUUCCCAAAUUAUAGAGCUAAUUACAACUUUCGGGGCAUGUACAAUCAGAGGUAUCAUUGCCCAAUGCCCAAGAUCUUUUAUGUUCAGCUGACUGUAGGAAACAAUGAAUUUUUUGGGGAAGGAAAGACUCGACAAGCUGCUAGACACAAUGCUGCAAUGAAAGCCCUUCAAGCACUGCAGAAUGAGCCUAUUCCAGAAAAAUCACCUCAGAACGGUGAAUCCGGAAAAGAAAUGGAUGAUGACAAAGAUGCAAACAAAUCUGAGAUCAGCUUAGUGUUUGAAAUUGCUCUGAAGCGAAAUAUGCCCGUCAGUUUUGAGGUUAUUAAAGAAAGUGGACCACCACAUAUGAAAAGCUUUGUUACUAGGGUGUCAGUAGGAGAGUUCUCUGCGGAAGGAGAGGGAAAUAGCAAAAAACUCUCCAAGAAGCGUGCUGCAACCACCGUCCUACAGGAGCUUAAGAAACUCCCGCCUCUUCCUGUGGUUGAAAAGCCAAAAUUAUUUUUUAAAAAACGCCCUAAAACAAUAGUAAAGGCUGGACCAGAGUAUGGUCAAGGAAUGAACCCCAUUAGCCGCCUGGCUCAAAUUCAACAGGCCAAAAAGGAGAAGGAGCCAGAUUAUGUUUUGCUUUCAGAAAGAGGAAUGCCUCGGCGUCGGGAAUUUGUGAUGCAGGUCAAAGUAGGCAAUGAAGUUGCUACCGGAACAGGACCUAACAAAAAGAUAGCCAAAAAAAAUGCUGCAGAAGCAAUGCUGUUACAGCUUGGUUAUAAAGCAUCCACUAGUCUUCAAGAUCAACUUGAUAAGACAGGGGAGAACAAAGGAUGGAGUGGUCCAAAGGCUGGGUUUCCUGAACCAACAAAUAACACUCCAAAAGGAAUUCUUCAUUUGUCUCCUGAUGUUUAUCAAGAGAUGGAAGCCAGCCGCCACAAAGUAAUCUCUGGCACUACUCUAGGCUAUUUGUCACCCAAAGAUAUGAACCAACCCUCAAGCUCUUUCUUCAGUAUAUCUCCCACAUCGAAUAGUUCAGCUACCAUUGCCAGGGAACUCCUAAUGAAUGGAACGUCUCCUACAGCUGAAGCCAUAGGUUUAAAAGGAAGUUCUCCUACUCCCCCUUGUUCUCCAGUACAACCUUCAAAACAACUGGAAUAUUUAGCAAGGAUUCAAGGCUUUCAGGUUCACUACUGUGAUAGACAAAGUGGCAAAGAGUGUGUGACCUGUCUGACAUUAGCCCCUGUGCAGAUGACUUUCCAUGCUAUUGGAAGCUCCAUUGAAGCCAGCCAUGAUCAGCAAAGAACCAUUCUUCAGCCAGGAGCAGGGAAUAUGAUUAUGCUGGCGUCUCUAAGAUCAAUCUAGUAGCCAGAUGCAGGAUUGACUGUGGUGGGGAAGAAAGCUUCCACAAUAGUGCUGGUUAUCUUGAUGGGUGUGUCUCUACAAAUGGCAAGAAAAACAGCAUCUCUCCCAGAGCGACAUUGCAUAAAAAGAAUCAGCAGACCUUGGUGACCAGCUGAGUAUGACAGAAAGAAGCAGAGCAAUUAAAAAUAGCUUUAAAGGCACACUACCAAUAUAAUAUGGCAGAGUGAGAGCUGGACAAUUAUUUUCAAAAAGCAAACUGGACGAAAUUAUCAAGAACAGCAAUUUUAGGACUCUGGAAAUUGACCAAAAACACUCAACAAAUUGAAAAGCAUUUAUUCACGGAAAAAUGACUGGACUUCAGGUAAGAAAAGUAGGGUCCUGUGGUGUUUCUGUCUGGAGCUGCUCCCAUGCCCCACUUUGAGGCUCAGUCAGCAUAGGAGUUCUGCAAGGGUGAGGAAAACCAUGAAAACCAGCAGUUUCACUGGAGGAAUGGCCUCACUUGAUUUAAAGUAGAAUGUGAGAAACCCUAUGCCCAUAGGCAUUGUGAAUAACAGUGGAUAUCUUGAUGGCAAACAGAUAGGAAAGGCUGGCUAAUGACUCUGUGAACCUGACGUUACAGUCUUGGUUGGAGUCAACAAUAGACAAACAGACUAGCCAGAAAUUUAUCAGGGAGAUUCAGGGAAUGAUACAGUGAUAGGGACCUUGGUAAACCACACAUAUUCCUGGCUGACCAACAGACUUCACACACCUGCAGGAGAGACCAAAGAGGGCCCAAGCUAUCUAUACAUCCCUGCUGCACAUGAAAUUCUGCACGUAUGCAGAGGAGAUGCAAGAGGGUCUGGCAGAAAGUAAAUGCCCAGGCAGACCUGAGAACUGCCAGAAAUUUGAAUGAGCUUCCCAACCCAAACACAGCUCCGUUGGCAGAGAGUAGAAGUUAUAUUGGCUUAAGGUGCUGGAGUACAAUUAAUGAUCAGUAAUUGACUAAGCUACGCAGACACAAGGGUCAUUCCUAGAAAGUCAGAUUUAAAAAUAAAAACAAAAGGAAAUUUUAAAAAACUGAGUAGAGAGAGACACAAGGAGCACAUGCCCUGGGGAGAUGGAUUGCAUACAUUUAAUCAAGCAAAUCAAUAGUGGAAAAACACCAGGAACAACAACAGCCCUGAGAGAGGAACAUCAAAAUCCAGAGUUACUACAAUAUAUAUAUGCCAUAUGUGCGUGUGUGUGUGUGUGUGCACGCGCGCGUGUGCGUGUGUAUCCAGUUUUUAACAAAAAAUUACAAGAUAUGAAAAGAAAGGAAAGGUUUACCAAUACUCAGUGGAAAGAAGCUGUGGGCCCAGAGCUUUGGACUUAGCGGAGAAAGACCUCAAAGCAGCUAUAUUAAAUAUGUUCAACUAAUGAAAGGAAGACAUGUUUGAAGAAUUAAAGAAAAACAUGAUAAUUCAACAAAUAGAGAAUUACUGAAAUGAAAAAUUCACUAGAGUGAUUCAACAACAGAUUUGAGAUGGCAGAAGAAAGAACCCAUGAACUUCAAGAUGUAUCAAAAGAAAUUAUCCAGCCUGAAAAACAGGGAAAAAAGAGUUUAAAAAUGGACAGAGCCUCAGAAACUGUGGGACAACAUCAAGCAACAUAUAAAAAGCAUUAAACACCAUUAUCAAGGUUGAUUUAACAUCUGAAAAUCACAUACUAUAUACAUCAUAUUAAUAAAGGGGAAAAAACUCAAUAAUCUCAGUAAGCACAGAAAAAGCAUGCACUCCUGAUUAAAAGCUCUGAACAAUCCAACAUCCAUUCCUGAUUAAAAGCUCUGAACAAUUUAGGAAUAGAGCAUUUAGGAACUUUCUUAACUUAAUAAAGAACAUCUAUGAAAACUCUACAACUAAUGUCAUCUUAAUGAUGAAAGACUGCAGGCUUUCCCCCCCAUAAGUUUGGGGACAAAACAAGAAUGCUUACACUAAACAUUUUUUGCUCAACAUUACACCAGAGUUUGUAGCCACUGCAAAAGGGGGUGAGGGGGAGGAAAGAGAAACAAAAGUCAUGCAACUUGGAAAGGAAGAAACAAAACUUUAUUUGUAGAUGACACGAUUAUGUAUUUAGAAAAUCCUAAGAAAUACACACACACACACACAUACACACACACCUAUUGGGACUUAAAAAUAAGUUCAUAAAGUUAUAGGAUACAAAUUAAUAUACAAAAAUCAAUUGUAUACUAGAUACAAAUAUACUAGAAACAAGCAUCCAAAAAUAAAUUUAAGAAGACAAUUUCAUCGACAAUACCAUCAAAAAUAAUAAGAUACUUAGGAAUCAAUUUAACCAAAGAAGUAUUAAGACUUUACACUGAAAACUACAAAACAUUGCUGAGAGAAGUUAAAAAUCUAAAUAUAUGAGAGAAUUCAACAUUCAUGGAUUAGAAGACCCAUUAAUGUUAAGUUGCCACUUUUCCCCAAAUUGAUCUAUAUGGUCAGGGCAAUCUCUAUCAGAAUCCCAGUAGGUUUUUGUUUUGUUUUUGUUUUUGUUCUUGUUUUUUUUUUUUUUUAGAAAUUGACAAGCUGAUCCCAACAUUUAUAUGGAAAUGCAAAGAGCCCAGAACAGUUAAAACAAUUUUGAAAAGGAAGAACAAAAUUGAAAGACUUACACUACCCAAAUUUUACUAUAAAACUACAUUAUUCUAAGUUAGCGGCAUGAGGAUACACAUGUAGAUCAAUGGAACAGAAUCAAAUGGAACAGUCCAGAAAUGAACCUUUAUAUUUAGUUCAAUCUAUUUUCCAAAGAAGUGCCAAGGAAAUUAAGUGAGAAAGGAUUGUUUUUUUAAGAGAUGGUACUAGGAAAAUUAAAUAUCCAUAUGCAAAAGAUAAAUUUAGACCCUUACCUCAACCAUAUAAAAAAAUUAACUUAAAAUGAUAAUAGAUGUAAGUGUAAAUCUAAAAAAGUAAAACUUCUGGAAAAAUCAUAAGAGAAAUUUUCAUGACCUUAGGUUAGGCCAAGAAUUUUUAGAUUCAACACCAAAACAUAAUCCAUAAAAGAAGAAAUUGGGUAAUUGGACUUUAUCAAAACUUAAAACUUUUGUGCUUUAAAAGAUACCAUUGAGAAAAACAAAAGACAAGGCACCAACUAGAAGAAACUAUUUGCAAAUCAUAUAUAUCUUACAAAUUACUCAUGCCUAUGAAUAUACAAAGAGCUCUUAUGACACAAUAAUAAGAAGGCAAUGCAAAAUGGAUAAAUGAUAUGAAUAGACAGUUCAUCAAAGAAAAUGUACAAUUGGCUAAUAAACACCUAAGAAGAUGCUCAACAUAAUUAGCCAUAGGGAAAGGCAAAGUAAAACCACAGUGGGAUACCACUUCCUACCCAGUAAGAUGGUCAUACAAGAAAAGGCAGACAAUAACAAAUGUUGACAAGAAUGUGGAAAAACUGAAACCUUCAUGGAUUGCUGGUGGGAAUGUAGAAUUGUACAGCCACUUUGGAAAAUUAUUUGGCAGUUUCUUAAGUUAAACAAAUUUUAUGACAUGAUGUAGCAAUUCCACUUUUAUAUCUGCUAAGGAAAAUUAACAUGUUUACAUGAAGACUUGUAUGUCAAUAUUCAUGACAGCAUUAUUCCUAAUAGCCAAAACCUGGAAACAAUCUGAAUACCUCCUAACUAGUGAAUGAAUAAAGAGCGAUAUAUCCAUAUAAUGGAAUACUAAUCAAUGAAAAAGAAUGAACUGAUAUACUCUAUAACAAAGAACCUCAGAAACAUGCCAUAUGAAAGACACCAGUCACAACAGACCACAUGUAGGAUUCCAUUUAUGUGAAAUUUCCGGAGAAGGCAAAUCUAUAGAGAGAGAAAGCAGAUCAAUGGUUGCCUUGGGCUGGGAAUGGGAGUGGGGAAUGAUUGCAAAUGGGCACAGUGAAACUUUUGCAGUAAGAGAAAUGCUCUAAGACUAGAUUGUGAUGAUGUUUGUAGAACUUUGUAAAUUUGUUAAAAGUUGAACAAUAGAUGAACUUUAUGGUAUAUAAAUUAUACCUCAAUAAAGAUGUUUAAAAAAAAACUUUAUAAGCUUCAAAGCCUCAGACACCAAAAGGAUUAUAAGGCCAUUUGUGAUCAUGGAAAUGUUGGUAAGCAAUCAUUUAUUUGGGCCCAGAACCUCAAGAAAUUCUCCAGCAAACUCCGUGAGGAUUAUUCUCCACUCCCUCCCCCCCCCCACCAC